Messenger RNA from Corylus avellana, 4011 nucleotides. RefSeq names its product P-glycoprotein 9 (gene ABCB9). Lineage: Eukaryota; Viridiplantae; Streptophyta; Magnoliopsida; Fagales; Betulaceae. The record is from RefSeq and is a predicted model, not a curated record. Gene Ontology annotation, cellular component: plasma membrane. Gene Ontology annotation, molecular function: ABC-type transporter activity; ATP hydrolysis activity; ATP binding. Gene Ontology annotation, biological process: transmembrane transport.
AUGGACAAGGAAAAGGAAAAGGAAAUGAAGGAAGGUGGCAGCCAUGGAGGAGGAGGCCGAGGAGGAGUUGUUGCCGUUGGAGCGGCAAAAGUAGUGAAGAAACAAAAGGUAUCGUUCCAUAAGCUGUUCACCUUCGCCGACCGGCUCGACGUGAUCUUGAUGGUUGUGGGGACGAUAUCAGCGGCGGCCAAUGGGGUGUCGCAGCCGCUCAUGACAGUCAUCUUCGGCGGACUCAUCAACUCCUUUGGCAGCUCCGAUCCAUCCCAGGCCGUUAAAGAAGUCUCUAAGAUGUCACUAGAGUUUGUAUACUUGGCUAUUGGUGCGGGCAUAGCUUCAUUUCUACAGGUGGCAUGUUGGAUAGUUACAGGAGAAAGACAGGCCUCUCGAAUUCGUAGUUUGUACUUGAAAACGAUACUGAGGCAGGACAUUGGCUUCUUUGACACUGAAACAACAACCGGAGAAGUCAUCGGGAGGAUGUCCGGCGACACCGUGCUGAUUCAAGACGCCAUGGGUGAAAAGGUAGGGAAGUUCGUACAGCUGGUUUCUACAUUUGUGGGUGGAUUUGUGAUUGCGUUUGCGAAAGGAUGGCUUCUUUCUCUAGUGUUGCUUUCCUGUAUACCUCCCAUUGUUAUUGCUGGUGGAGCCAUGUCUAUCCUCAUGGCUAAAAUGUCAGGCCGUGGACAAGUUGCUUAUGCUGAUGCUGGGAACAUAGUAGAACAGACCGUUGGAGCCAUAAGAACAGUUGCUUCUUUUACUGGGGAGAAGCAAGCAAUAGAAAAGUAUAACAAGAAGUUGAAAAUCGCCUACGCUGCUACAGUUCAACAAGGGCUGGCCACAGGGGUAGGGCUAGGUUUAGUUCUUGUGAUUAUAUUUUGCAGUUAUGCCCUCGCGGUAUGGUAUGGAUCCAAACUUAUCAUUGAAAAAGGAUACAGUGGGGGACAAGUCAUCAAUGUUAUCAUGUCCAUCAUGACUGGUGGAAUGUCAUUGGGCCAGACAUCCCCUUGUAUGAAUGCAUUUGCAUCAGGGCAAGCUGCAGCAUAUAAAAUGUUUGACACAAUCAAACGAGAACCAAAGAUUGAUGCCUAUGACACAAGUGGGAUUGUAUUGAAGGACAUAAGAGGUGAGAUAGAACUAAAAGAUGUGCACUUCAGGUACCCUGCAAGGCCAGAUGUGCAGAUUUUUUCUGGAUUCUCAUUGCAUGUUCCAAGUGGCAAAACUGUUGCCCUAGUUGGGCAGAGUGGAAGUGGGAAAUCUACAGUGAUCAGCCUAGUAGAAAGAUUUUAUGAUCCUGAUGAGGGUCAAGUGCUUGUAGAUGGUGUGAGUUUGAAGAAGUUGCAUCUUAAAUGGAUAAGGGACAAGAUUGGCCUUGUUAGUCAGGAACCUAAUUUGUUUACAACAACUAUAAAGGAAAACAUAGGAUAUGGGAAAGAAAAUGCAACUGAUGAGGAGAUUAGAAAUGCAAUUGAGCUUGCUAAUGCAGCAAAAUUCAUAGACAAACUGCCCAAGGGCCUUGACACAAUGGUAGGGGAGCAUGGAACUCAGCUUUCUGGUGGACAAAAGCAAAGAAUUGCAAUUGCAAGGGCCAUUCUGAAGAACCCUAGAAUCCUGCUCCUCGAUGAGGCAACAAGUGCAUUGGAUGCUGAGUCUGAACGCAUAGUUCAAGAUGCACUGGUGAACAUUAUGGAAAAUAGAACAACUUUGGUUGUUGCACAUCGUUUGACAACUAUUAGGAAUGCUAACAUUAUUGCAGUGGUGCAGCAAGGGAAAAUUGUGGAGAAAGGAACUCAUGUGGAGUUGAUAAGAGAUUCAGAUGGGGCUUACUCCCAGCUGGUUCGUCUGCAAGGAAGAGCUAAAGCAGAAACCACUGAAACCUCUGACACAGAUAACAAGGCAGAUACAAAUUUAGAUAAGAGCAUGGCCAAACUUGGGAGCCAAAGAAGAUCUCUGGCGAGGUCCUUAAGCAGAGGUUCAUCCGGUAGCCAGGGGUCUUUCGCAAUGAAUUAUGCAGUCCCCGGCGUCCCGAUCAGUUUUCUUGAGACUGAAGAUAUAGAUGAGAAGGAUUAUGAAAUAACAGAUAUGGAUAUUGAGAAGCGUAAAAAGGCUUCCACAAAACGGUUGGCCUACCUGAACAAGCCUGAGAUUCCAGUUUUGCUGUUGGGAUCUGUUGGUGCAGCCGUACAAGGUGUGAUCUUCCCCAUCUUUGGCCUCUUACUCUCAUCAGCAAUAGGAAUGUUCUUUGAACCUCCAAGCCAGCUGCGAAAAGAUUCUCAAUAUUGGGCAAGUGUGUAUGCAGGUUUGGGUUGCAUUGCUCUAGUGGCCAUUCCUGUACAGAAUUACUUCUUUGGAGUUGCAGGUGGGAAAUUGAUACUGCGAAUUCGUUCCAUGACAUUUGAGAAGAUUGUGCACCAACAAAUAAGUUGGUUCGAUGAUCCUGCAAACUCAAGCGGCGCAAUUGGUGCAAGGUUGUCUACUGAUGCUUCCACAAUCCGAAGUCUUGUUGGUGAUACCCUGGCUCUAGUUGUGCAGAAUAUAGCAACAGUCAUUGCAGGGCUAGUCAUAGCAUUUACAGCAAACUGGAUGCUGGCUUUUAUAAUUCUAGCUGUGUUGCCCUUGGUGUUAAUACAAGGAGCCCUUCAGGCCAAGUUUAGCAAGGGGUUUAGUGCGGAUGCCAAGGUGAUGUAUGAAGAAGCGAGUCAAGUGGCAAAUGAUGCCGUCGGUAGCAUCAGAACUGUUGCAUCAUUUUGCUCUGAAGAGAAGGUGAUGGGUUUGUACCAGAAGAAGUGUGAUGGCCCCAAGAAACAAGGAGUUCGAUUAGGACUGAUAAGUGGGAUAGGUUUGGGCUUCUCUUUCUUUGCACUCUACUGCACCAACGCAUUCUGUUUCUACAUUGGUUCUGUUCUUGUGCAACAUGGGAAAGCAACAUUUGGGGAAGUUUUCAAGGUUUUCUUUGCUUUGACAAUAUCAGCAGUAGGGGUUUCCCAGAGUAGUGCCUUGGCUCCAGACAGCAACAAAGCCAAGGAUUCAGCAGUUUCAAUACUUGAUAUUCUUGACAGCAGACCUAAGAUAGAUUCAAGCAGCACUGAUGGCAUCACACUACCAUCUGUCACUGGGAAUAUUAAGCUAGUUUGUGUCAGCUUUAGAUACCCCACACGUCCAGAUAUUCCAAUCUUCACAAACCUGAGUUUGAAUAUCCCCUCUGGAAAGACGGUUGCUUUGGUUGGAGAAAGUGGCAGUGGGAAAUCAACAAUAAUCAGCCUCAUAGAGAGAUUUUAUGAUCCUGAUUCAGGUACUAUACUGUUGGAUGGUGUGAAGAUCCAAACUUUCAGGAUAAGCUGGCUUAGACAACAGAUGGGUUUGGUCAGUCAAGAACCUAUCCUCUUCAAUGAAACCAUUCGUACCAACAUAGCCUAUGGCAGCCAAGGGGAUUCUACCGAGGAAGAGAUCAUUGCAGCCACAAGAGCAGCAAAUGCACACAACUUCAUAUCCUCUCUGCCUCAAGGCUAUGACACCUCUGUAGGGGAACGAGGAGUGCAGUUAUCCGGCGGCCAAAAGCAACGGAUUGCCAUUGCAAGGGCUAUACUAAAGGACCCAAGAAUCCUUUUGCUCGAUGAGGCCACAAGUGCACUAGAUGCCGAGUCUGAACGAGUAGUACAGGAUGCUCUGGAUAGAGUGAUGGUAAAUAGGACGACUGUCAUUGUUGCUCACCGCCUUACCACGAUCAAAGGAGCUGAUAUAAUCUCGGUGGUGAAGAACGGCAUAAUCGCCGAGAAGGGAAGCCAUGAUGAGCUGAUGAAGAUCAGUGAUGGGUCCUAUGCCUCCUUAGUAGCACUUCAUAUGAGUUCUUCAGCAUAAGGUGAAAACGAGAACCAAAAAUAAAACAGUAGGACAAGCCCUAUCUUGCUUUGCAACCAUGGAUAACUUUAGGUGAUGUAAGAAGAGCUUUACUAGCAAAAAAACCGGUUUCGCUCUAAAUGUAAAUGGGAAGUUGUUUAUACAGUAGAAACAGUCGGA